GAUGCCACCUUCCUCACGUGAUCUAAACAGAGCUGGCUGACCUUCUCAAGAUGGCUGCCCUCUAUCCUCGCUAAGUGGCUCGUCGCCCGUUCUGUUCCCUCUUGACUUGUCCGCUGCUUUUGGUUUCGGUUCGCCCCUGAAAUGAGUAAGUGGAUGUAAUCAGGGUAACCCAGGCCAUGGAUCAUGCGGUGGAAGAUGCUGGAGGGACGGCAACCCUAUUUGAGCUUUGUGCCAGGGUAGUGAAUGCCAACAUGGAGAAACUGGAACAUGACGUGUGGGGGCUGCCAGCUGUUGUCCUGCAAGGAAUUCUGCCACUAUUAAACAUUUAUUAUCUUGAGAGAAUAGAACAGACUGCUGUUAAAAAAGGUCUUUCUACUCAGUCUAUCUGGUGCAAGCUGUGGAAUGACGUUAUGAAAAGCAAGCCUUCUAGGUUUGGGACUGUUACAUGUUGGAGGAAGAAAUUUCUAGAAGCUUUUUUUCACAAUGUCCUUCGGGGGAUUUUGAAUGUUUCUUCUGAUGAGCGUUUAAAUGACCAGCGGUUUUCUCCUCUAGUGCACAGUGCACGGCAUGUUUCUGAGCUUACCAUUUGCAAUAAGCAACAAGGUAUAUCGGAGCUUACACCGGCGGUGCUAGAAUGUCUUGCAAGGUCUGUCGAAUCUCUAAAGUUCCUCCACCUACGCUCUUCUGACCAAGCCACACAAAGGUCCCUGAGGUUGCUUCUCCACCGUCUCAUACAUCAUGGCCAGGUGAACAGGGUUUCUCUACUAUCCUGGCCUUCACCUGACUCGAAUAUUUUGCUUUUGAUACUUAGUAUAAGUGCAGGAUUAUGGCAGAAGAAUACAAGCUUUCCCUGUCCAUUUUGCAUAAAAAAAACACUAAAUGAUAACAGUGAUGUGCUCCAGGUAAAAAGACCAGAGACAGGCCUUCUGCAGUCCUCUAGCUCUACAGAUUUCUCAUAUAUGCAUUCUAAGCACAAUGUUGAAGAGGACACAGGCAGCCAAAGUGCCUUGCUAAGCCUGCAGCCUUUGAAUAUUAGUCACAGUGUUGUCACCGGCUGUUCUGAUCGCAGCAGUGCUGAAACCCCACCACGUCGAGUAUCUAGGAGCACCCACUCCAGUAAAGCAACAUGUCAUAAAUCAUUGCUGCCUCCCAAUACUUUUGGCAGUAAAGUAGCAUCUACCUCAAGAAAAAAUCUCAAAUCAGGCGCAGAUAUUCAGGACGGCAUUCGAUCAGAGCCAGAUGACUUGUAUGAUUUCAUUUUCAGUGUUCCCAGCACGGGAGAGGGAGAAGUUUUGAACAUGAACAAAGGAUAUAAAGAAAGUGCCAAGGAGCCUUCAGAAGUGUCUACAGUGCACUUAUUUGAUGACUUGCCUCCUGUGGAGGAAAGAAGCAUUUUUAGUCAGAUUCCAGAUGGUGCCCAUCGUUUUCGAAGUGUGAGAGCUCUUAAUUUGCACAAUGUUCCCCUCACACUAAGCUCUUGCCGCUUUCUGUGUCAUCUUCUCCGCUCUUGGGUGUCAUUGGAAAGGUUGACCAUGGCAUACAAUGAUUUAGGUGCCAACAUCUUCCUUAUUGUGGAAGCCCUCUCUGCACUUUCCCAAUGUCCAGGUUGCUCUCUUAGUAUGUUCUCCAUUAGCGAUUUUACAACAUAUGUCCCCACUUUGGACUUGGCCAACACUAUCCUGACCACAUUUCCUUCACUUCAGCUUUUGUCUCUCAAUUAUGAUCUGGAGAACCACAAUGAGAAGGAGACACCGAAAGACAUUCCAGCAGAAUUCAAAGAAAACCAAUUAAAACAAUUAGAAAUCAGGUUCCCACAGGAUCCUUUGCCAGCGGGGCCAUUAAUUUCUGUGCUGAAAGCAUCUACAUUCCUCUUGGAGCUUUCCCUGGACAAUGCUACCUUUAGUUGCUCAGAAGAUCUGAAGUGUGUGCUUCGUACACUUGCAGAACAUAACAGAGCCCUCAGGAGGCUGAGCUUUCAUGACAUGAAGAUGACAGAUAUGCACAGUGAAAUUGUGCUCUUAUUGAACUCUUCUAGCCUAGAAGAAAUCAAAAUUUCAUUUUGCCGACUCUUUGAAAGAGGCACAGACGAGUUCCUGGCUGCAUUUGUUGGUGCCCUGAGAAGAAACCCAUCUGUAAAAAUCCUGAAGCUGUGUGGGAACCGACUGGGUAAUGAUGGACUGGCUGCACUGGCAGAUCUGUAUAACCCAGAUUCAUUGUCUUCUGUUCACUACCUGGAUGUCAGCUCCAACUGCAUCAAGCCGGAAGGACUGCUACAUUUCGCAAAAAAGUUGGAGCAAUGUGGGAAAAUCAAGUUGAGGCACCUCUCGGUUUCCCAAAACUUGCUAGACAGAGACCCAGUCAUGGCCCAAGAAGCCCUGCAAUCCCUGGAAGGAGUUUGUUGUGUAGUCAGUGACAACUGGGAAUCGGCUCAAGCUUUCGCUGACCAUGUCAGUGUCAUGUAAGGUGCCACUGCGUUUGUGUUAUUGUAUAGACUGCAUGCUGUAUAUGCAAGGCUGUGUCCUGGGUUGAUGGGAGCAAUCAGCUACUGUAUUUUGCAAUCAAAGCUCAUCUGUGCCUCACCCUUGUGCAUGUUUCUAUACACUGGGCUUGGCUAAUGCUUUUCUCAGCCCCACUGGUCUGUGGGGACCUGAAUGCAUGCACUGUGUGUUGUCCUAUGGAAGAAUAAACAUGGCCACCAGUGUUUGCACAAAGCGCACAUUUUUCAUUGUUACAAGUGCAUUUUAUUU
Molecule: messenger RNA, 2747 nt
Organism: Xenopus laevis (African clawed frog)
Lineage: Eukaryota; Metazoa; Chordata; Amphibia; Anura; Pipidae
Gene: lrrc41.L
Product: leucine rich repeat containing 41 L homeolog
Exons: 10
Coding region: 177-2462 (761 amino acids)
Cellular component (GO): nucleus; cytoplasm
Source: RefSeq, a predicted model, not a curated record